Molecule: messenger RNA, 2369 nt
Organism: Limulus polyphemus (Atlantic horseshoe crab)
Lineage: Eukaryota; Metazoa; Arthropoda; Merostomata; Xiphosura; Limulidae
Product: N-fatty-acyl-amino acid synthase/hydrolase PM20D1-like
Exons: 11
Coding region: 146-1669 (507 amino acids)
Biological process (GO): amino acid metabolic process
Molecular function (GO): hydrolase activity, acting on carbon-nitrogen (but not peptide) bonds, in linear amides
Source: RefSeq, a predicted model, not a curated record
AUGUUUUGUCAUGUGCGACCAUAGAGAUGAUAAAGGUCAAUGUGUGUGAAUGUUAAUAAGUUAAUGGGCAGAAACUGCUUAUCAGGUUUGAAAAAGGAUAAUUAAAUAUAUUUCUUAAAACAACAGUGAAACUGAAAGAUUUAAAAUGCAUCUUCGUGCGCGAGCUGCAGGACUGACACUAGUUUUAGUGUGUUUAAUAUCACUAGGAACCAUUAUUUUAAGAGCUGUUUUAAUCGAAAAACCCCGUGCCCCUUCAAAAUGUACAAGCACGGAUAAUGAUUUUAUCAGUGAGACAAGAGGACUUUCAUUAAGAUUAGCAGAAGCAAUUCGAUUUAGGACUAUUUCUUGGGCUGUGCAAAAGUAUGAAAGAGAAGAAUUGAAGAAAUUUGGAGAAUUUAUAAGAAAAAGUUUUCCUCUUAUCCAUUCUGCACCUUAUGUUAACAGAGAAGUUAUCAACGAGCUGAGUUUGUUGUACACUGUCAAGGGAACUGAUUCUUCACUGAAACCGUAUCUGCUAGCUGGACAUUUGGAUGUGGUUCCUGUUGAUUCCAAUCUGUGGGAAGUACCUCCGUUUGACGGUAGAGUGGUCAAUAAAACCUACGUAUAUGGCAGAGGGACGAUAGAUGCUAAACACAUUGUAAUGGGAAUUUUGGAAGCUUUGGAGUUUCUUCUGGAAAAAGGAUAUCAACCUAAAAGAUCUUUCUAUAUUGCAUUCGGCCAUGAUGAAGAGGUCACUGGUGUGGAUGGAGCAGCACAAAUAUCAAAAGUCCUGCAAGAACGUGGCGUUCAACUGGAGUAUAUUCUUGAUGAAGGUAUGAUGGUACUUAACGGAACCAUUCCUGGAGUCGAUGUACCAGUUGCAACGGUCGGAGUGACAGAAAAGGGAUCCUUAAGUGUUAAGCUUACAGUGAAUGGCACCCCUGGGCAUUCUUCUUUUCCACCUCCGGAAACUGCCAUUGUCGUCUUGGCUAAAGCCUUAAGCAAAUUGGAAGGCUCCUGUCACCCCAGUAUGUUUGGAAAAGGACCCGAGAGAACAAUGUUAGAGGCUCUGGCACCUUACGCAUCAUUCCCCUUCAAGGUGGUGUAUUCAAACAUCUGGUUCUUUUCACCAUUAUUGUCUUGGUUUCUCAGUUUAAAGCCCCAUUCUAAUGCCUUGUUGAGAACGACAACAUCAGUUACAAUGGUAUCUGGAGGGGUAAAGUUAAAUGUUAUCCCAACUUCAGCAUCAGCUGUUGUGAAUCACAGAAUUCAUCCAGCACAAACUGUAGCUGAGGUUCUAGAAUAUGACCAAAAUCUUAUAGAUGACCAACGUGUAGAAAUCGAAGUACUAGAUGCAACUGAGCCACACCCUGUUUCUCCACAUGGAGAUGAUGUGUUUGGAUUUCAGACACUACGCAAGAGCAUUUAUCAGAUCUUUCCUGGCAGUGCUGUAGCUCCAACCAUGCUUAUAGCAAACACAGACACCAGGUGGUACCUGUCUUUGUCCAAGGUCAUCUACCGUUUCAGCCCUAUUAAUAUCCUUCCUAAAGAUUUAAGCCUUAUCCAUGGAAACAAUGAAAGAAUAAGUAUUAACAAUUACGAGCAGGUAGUUAAUUUCUAUUACCACAUGAUGAUAAAUUCUGACGAAGAAAAGCUUGAGGACAAGCAUGAACACGGUGAUGAACUGUGAAACAAUGUGCAAAACCUUAGGAGUUGAUGGAUGGAAUGUUAUCUUGUCUUUGGGAGAACAUGAGAAAAUUUUACAGAUAAAUGUGAAAUUAUUGAUGAAGCUGUUUCGUACAUGAUUGAGCUUGUACUGUACACUAAGAUUUUUACAUAACUGUUAAUUCCAUAAUCAAUUCUAUUCAUUUAAACAUUAAUUCAUUAAAUAUUUUCUUAAAUGUCUUUUGUUAAAUUCAUACUUUUAAAAGUAUUUACAUACAAUUUUAUUUUUUUUCAGAAAAUGUUCCUUAAGUUAAAAGUAUAAAAAGCCCUGAGUAAGAGAACGUUUGCCAGUAAAGUUUUCCGUGUCUUCAUAUUUUGUCGAUCAUGUGAGUUUAGUUAAUCUUUAAGUACUGUUUAUUUUUUCUCUUACUCCACCUUAACAAUUGGCCGUCCUUUGGUUUUCUUCAGAGACUAGUAUUCUGUUUUUGUUCAGACUUGAACACCGUCAUAUCUUGUAUCUUUAAGCCUACUCACAGCACAUCCCUUCCCUAAAUCCACGAAACUCAUUUUUGCAGAUAUCAGGUAACCACAAUCAAGCAAGACCUUUUAUAUUUACAACAGAAAAUAAAGAUUUACAACAUAUUUUUAUUCUUUCUCUCAUUAAUAAGAAAGUUAAGAAUUUGAGGGCCACUUUCAAUAAAAAUCCAGGACAAAUUCAACAAAGA